Messenger RNA from Penicillium riverlandense, 204 nucleotides. RefSeq lists its product as uncharacterized. The record is from RefSeq and is a predicted model, not a curated record. NCBI's taxonomy places the organism in Eukaryota, Fungi, Ascomycota, Eurotiomycetes, Eurotiales, Aspergillaceae. Bases 1 to 204 code for a protein of 67 amino acids. The transcript has 2 exons.
AUGGCUGGAGAACCGGAGGAAGGGGACCCGGUGCCAUCUGUUGGAUUAGAAGGAGCCAUCUAUACACUUGUCAAAACGACAAUCUUCGAAGUUCUGAAGGAGGUCUUCGUAUACGGUCACGUCGACUCCGCGGACAAGCUGUUCAAGAAUAUCAGCGAGAUUAAGAGCAAGGCUUCAUUGGACAAACAAGUUCAAUAUCGAUGA